UUAUUCAUCACGCUCUAGCUGGCCAUGAUGAAUGCUCCCUUUCUUUUAUGCUGUGCUUUUGCUGUUAUCCUCUGCAUUGCAAAUGCAGCUGAGCAGCACAAUGAGGAUACGGUAGCCAUGACCAAAGCCGCCGACCUUGACACCGGAGGACUCAGCAGAGAGCUCUUUCCGAAGGGGUUUGUAUUCGGAACUGCCACUUCUGCAUAUCAAGUUGAAGGAAUGGCGAACAAGGAUGGUAGAGGGCCCAGCAUUUGGGAUGCUUUCGUCAAAGUACCAGGCCACAUUGCCAACAAUGAUACUGCUGACGUGGCUGUUGAUCAGUAUCACCAUUACAAGGAAGAUAUAGAUUUAAUGGCAAAGUUCAACUUUGAUGCAUACAGGUUUUCUAUUUCAUGGUCAAGGAUCUUUCCUGAGGGAACCGGAAGAGUAAAUUGGAAAGGAGUUGAUUAUUACAAUAGGUUGAUUGACUACUUGAUUAAAAAAGGCAUUACUCCUUAUGGCAACUUAUACCACUAUGAUCUCCCUCUGGCUCUUCAGGAGAAGUACAAUGGGUGGUUGAACCGCCAAUCUGUAGAGGAUUAUGCCAAUUAUGCGGACUUCUGCUUCAAAACAUUUGGUGAUCGAGUCAAGAACUGGUUUACAUUUAAUGAACCAAGGAUUGUGGCUGCUCUUGGCUUUGACAAUGGCAUCAAUCCCCCUUCAAGGUGUUCCAAGGAAUUUGGAAAUUGCACAGCUGGAAACUCUGCAACUGAGCCUUAUAUUGUUGCCCAUAAUUUGAUCUUAUCCCAUGCUACAGCAGUGAAACGAUAUCGUGAGAAAUACCAGGACAAACAGAAAGGCAGGAUUGGAAUUCUCUUGGAUUUUAAUUGGUAUGAACCUCUCACAAGAUCAAAGGCUGAUGAAUAUGCAGCUCAAAGAGCAAGAGAUUUUCACGUUGGCUGGUUUCUGCAUCCUAUUAGAUAUGGUGAGUAUCCAAGAACAAUGCAAGAAAUUGUUGGAGAAAGGCUGCCAAAGUUUACUAAGGAUGAGAUUAAGAUGGUGAAUGGCUCAAUGGAUUAUGUGGGCAUCAACCAAUAUACUACUAGCUACAUCUAUGAUCCAAAACAGUCUAAACCAAACGUCACAGGCUACCAGGCAGAUUGGAAUGCAGGUUUCGCCAAUGCAAAAAAUGGAGUGCAAAUUGGUCCAAAGGCAAAUUCUUGGUGGCUCUACAUUGUACCUUGGGGGAUGUACAAAGCUGUGACUUAUGUAAAAGAGCGCUAUGGGAACCUGAACAUCAUUAUUUCAGAAAAUGGCAUGGAUGAUCCAGGAAAUGGUACUCUUCCAAAUGCAUUGAAUGACACCACAAGGAUAAAUUUUUUCAAGGAUUACAUGACUCAGUUGAAGAAAGCCAUUGAUGAUGGAGCAAAUGUGACAGGCUAUUUUGCUUGGUCAUUGCUGGAUAACUUCGAAUGGUUAUCAGGAUACACUUCCAGGUUUGGCAUUGUCUAUGUUGACUACACCACCCUCCGCAGGUACCCUAAGAUGUCUGCCAGCUGGUUCCAAAAACUACUUGAAAAGAAGAAAUGAGUUGAAAACCAACUUAUGGAUCCCAAGGUUGGCAUAUACAAGGCUCCAUAUAUAUUGAGGGGUUUAAACUAAAAAAUGAAAACGAGUAAGGUGGGAGAGGUUACAUUGAAAAAUACAAAAUAGUUGGUAGGGUAUAGCUCUGCUCUAUGCAUUGCAGAGUAUACCUUUAUUUUGAGGUUAUUCGUUUGUACUCUGGAUUUGGUUUGAUGCCUUUCUUAGUGAUGAGAUUAGUAAUUCCUUACAA
Theobroma umbraticum is the source of this 1813-nucleotide messenger RNA. Its product is annotated as beta-glucosidase 44-like. Gene Ontology annotation, molecular function: beta-glucosidase activity. The record is from RefSeq and is a predicted model, not a curated record. NCBI's taxonomy places the organism in Eukaryota, Viridiplantae, Streptophyta, Magnoliopsida, Malvales, Malvaceae. Gene Ontology annotation, biological process: carbohydrate metabolic process.